Messenger RNA from Malaclemys terrapin pileata, 2663 nucleotides. RefSeq names its product leucine rich repeats and IQ motif containing 3 (gene LRRIQ3). The coding region runs from base 190 to 2121 and encodes 643 amino acids. The transcript has 9 exons. Gene Ontology annotation, molecular function: protein binding. The record is from RefSeq and is a predicted model, not a curated record. Lineage: Eukaryota; Metazoa; Chordata; Testudines; Emydidae.
CGCAGCUCCGCUGCCGGCCGGGCUGGGAGCGGCGGGACGCGGACUCCUGUUGAAGCCAAUAGCAAAACUUCCUUUUACGUCGGCGAGAGAAAGUUUGGAUCCUUCAUUAACAGAUGUUGCAGAUAUAAUUAUACAAUUUGUUUUUAAUUAAGAUCUCUUGUGGAUGAACCACAAAGCAAAUAACCAGCUAUGGAGGAAUUAAUGGAACGCCUUGUUUCUACUUCUGAAAAUCUGUUACUCAAAUAUGGACAAACUACCAGUCAAGCCCACGUAAAGAAGCUCAAAGAUCUUGUUAUAGUUCAGUUAAAUGGGCUAUAUUUAAAGAAUGUGAGACAUUUGCAAUACUGUGUUUUGCUUAAAGUAUGCAUCCUGUCUAAUAAUUAUAUUACAGAUAUUGAUGCACUUGAAUAUUGUACUCAUUUAGUUAAGCUGGAUCUCCAUGGAAAUCAGAUACAGCAUCUUCCUGGCCCAACAUUUUGGGAAGGCAUGAAGGAAUUAAAUCUACUCUAUCUUCAUGACAAUGGAAUUGGAAAACUGGAUAAUGUGCAUUCGUUAUCUUUCUGUCCUAAUCUGAUAGGCCUCACCUUGUUUGAUACUCCACUGAGUCUAAGAAUAGCAUAUAGGCAUAUUGUUGUUAACAGCAUUUUAUCACUCAAAGCGCUGGAUUACUAUGUAAUUUCUGAUGAGGAAAUUGUUGAGAACUGGAAACUUCCCCAAAAAUAUAAACCAUUUAGCCCUAGCUUUUUCCUUGAUUUUUGCCAUGCUUCUCGAAAGGAAGCAACCAUUGAGGAGGAGAUAAAUGUGGUAAAAGAUAUCAUUGCAAAAAUCAAUCAUAUUCUAGCUCAUCACUCACCAGUUGUGAUUGUUCAAAGAUGGAUAAAGGGAUAUUUAACUAGAAAAAGAUUUGGCAAAAUUCCUUUGGAUGAAGUUCUUCCGCAGAGAUAUUAUAUCAGAGAUGGAGCGAAACAAAUUUACAGUCAAAGCACACUUCCAGUAUGUUAUAGUAAAAGCUUUAUGUAUCACAUCAUUAAACCAGAACAGAAUACUGAGGACAAAAAGCUUACAUCUGGGAAACAAGUCUUAUAUAUGAAUAAUUUUAAAAAGCUUCCUGUUUUAUGGCUGAGAAGAAAAAAACAACCAGUUUUCUCCAUUUCAUCCACAUUGAGGAAAAAAGAAAAAAAGAAAAAACUAGAGGAACAAAGAAUUCCAGUGAGGAAGGGUUUCUUGGACGUGGAGAAACCUAAUAUGGAGGAGCAGGUAGAAACUAAAUUUAGGCUUUCAGUUUGUAAAGCUGCUUUUCAUUCCGUGAAGGAUAAGCUGAUGAUAUUUCAAAAGAAAGAGGAAGAAAUUUGGCAUGCUGUACACCCAUUUCAUUCUCUUGUUCAUCCUGCUCCACAGCUUAAAGCUGUGAAUCACCCAGUAAGUAUAGAGAAGAGGAUUUUUGCUAGAAUGUAUGGAUCUGUAAGACUUGAACCAUUUUAUGUUAUUGAUAAAGCCUACAGGGAGAGUAAGAGAUGUGAGAUCCAAACUAAAAAGAUAUGUGGGGUUAUGCAGAUGCAAAUUGCCAAAGGCGAAGCCGACUACUGUAUUAAGGGUUUUCUUAAGGAGAAAAAGAAUGGUGUUCAGAAAAGAUGCAAAGAAGAAGACAUUAGAAUUCAAGAAGCUUUACAACAACAUCAAUUGAGAAGAUCAGGAUUUAUUGAAAAAGUAAGGCAAAGGCAUGCUCAGUUUUUAGAAACCAAGAACCAAAAAGCAUCAGAGUAUUCAUUAAUUCAAGACUUCAGCAUUCAGCAUGCUUCUUUGACACAGAGUUUGUUUAGACUUGACAGAUUGAGGAGAAGUGAGGAAACCAUAAAGGAAAGAACGAGUAUUGUUAAGGAAAACAAAGAAGAUAUGGAAAAAUGGAAGGAGCUGAUAAAAAAUUUUCAGGAGCAGAGGCAAUUGAUGUUACGAAAAGAAAACUUGGCAGAAAAAGUGGUUCUGGAUUCCAUUGUUUCUCAAAAGACUAGUGAGAGAUUACAGCAAGCCAAGGCAAAAGUUGCAGCUGUAAAGGAUCAUCAAGCCGAUAUGAAAAUUAUGAUCAGGCUGCCAUUAAGCUGCAGUGCAAUAAAACAUGUAUAAUAAACUCCAAUGUUUAAGAUGCUAACUUGCAACAUUGUAAGUGAAUAUAAACCAAACUGUGUCUUUUUAUUUGAAUGCUAAAUGUGGAAGUCUAUACUCUCAUCAUUUAAACUGAACUUCCAGGCCUUCAUUUAAGAAAAAAACAUAAUGAAGAGAGACAGUUAUGUAUGUUUACUUCUAGAAUGUAUAAAAGUGUAAUGUUAAGUGUACUUUCAACCCUGGUCUUAUUUUAAAAAAAUCAACAUUUACUAUUAGAUACCACACUCUAGUGUAUGAUAUAGCUCAGUAUUUUCCUAACCUGAGAAGUGACUGUGAUAUUUCAGAUUGCAUUGUGUGGUAAUUGGUGGUAAAUGUUUACUUUUAAAUGGCGAGGACUACAAGUGUGCAUACAGUUAUCAUCUGUGCUUACUCUGAAAACUAAAUUAUUCAGUGCGACAAAAAUAAUAGGGUUUUUAUGGCUGCUAAUGUACCAAAUAGCAAGAGUGCAAUUAAAAUUUUGACUACAGUUAUUGCAGACUGUGUUGCUGAAGCUUUGCGUCAGU